Molecule: messenger RNA, 10706 nt
Organism: Pipra filicauda (Wire-tailed manakin)
Lineage: Eukaryota; Metazoa; Chordata; Aves; Passeriformes; Pipridae
Gene: CUNH12orf43
Product: chromosome unknown C12orf43 homolog
Exons: 13
Coding region: 40-972 (310 amino acids)
Biological process (GO): Wnt signaling pathway; negative regulation of Wnt signaling pathway; Spemann organizer formation
Source: RefSeq, a predicted model, not a curated record
GAGGGUCUCGGCAGACGCGGGCGGACUGCAGCUCCCGGCAUGCCCCGCUGUUGGGCUGCAGCUCCCGGCAUGCCCCGCUGUUGGACUACAGCUCCCGGCAUGCCCCGCUGUUGGGCUGCAGCUCCCGGCGUGCCGCGCGCCUGCAACAUGGCGGCGCCCAGAGGCGUCUCGGGCCCGGACACCGACACCGGCAGCAGCUCGGACUCGGACGGCGGCGGCGAGGCCGCGGCGCGGUUCCGGGAGGCCGCCUGGGACUGUGCGGCGCAAGCGGCGGCGGCUGCACCACGGGCGGAGCCACGUGGCGGUGGCUUUAGGAAGGAUGGGUUACAGCCCAAAGAUCAGCCAAGUCUGAGGCGGGAGGUGAACGGCUGCCAGGAGGGUGACAACGAGCUCCACACAACCGCAGAGUUCAGAGCACACGUGGCCAAGAAACUGGGAGCAAUGCUGGACAGUUUUGUAACUGUCUUGAAGGACUCAUCAGGACCUUCUCAGACCUCUGUGCCACAGUCUGACUCUGCAGAUGAUGGUUUUCGCCUCUUCUCUUCCUCUGUCCCUGGAGACUGUGGGAAACCAGAGCCUUGCCCUGCAGCAAGGAGGAGGCGCCCAGUGAGCUCCAGUGACACGGACAGUGACCAGGAGUGGCAAAGGUUCCAGGAGGCUGCUGUGUCAGCUGCAGAUAUUCUGAAGCAAAGUGCUUUUCCUGCACUAUCCCAGGAUUCCAGCCAGGAUCAGAGUCAGGGCUGUGUAGAGCACAACCAGAAAAAAAAGAAGAAGAAGAAGAAGAAAAUUAAGGGAGAGAAAAAUAUUCAAGAGAAAAGAAUAGACCCAGUAGAGUGUGACCAGAUCUGCAAAGAUUUGCCUCGGUUGGUGUCUGCAAAUGGACAGCAGGAGAGACAGAACAGCAAUCAUGGAGACAACUCAGUUCUGCCAGGAGCUGUGAAGAAGAAAAAGAAGAAGAAAAAAUUAGAAUGAUGGUUUUACUCUGCAAACAGCAGGCGGUUGUGAUGGAUGAAGGAAAUGAAAGAAAACUUAACAACAAGAGUUGCUGCAGAGGAGGGAAAAUUAAUUGGCAGAGCUUCUGUUCUAAAAGCUCAGUGGCCUGAGAGACUAAUUAAGUGCCUUCCUGUGCUGUUGGCACCCCUGAGGAAGGGAACAUUGUUCUCCUCACACGGCAGUUGUCUGUGCUGCUGCUCGUGCAGGCCAAGCCUAAAAGGACGAAAUCCUGUGCCAGACUUGUGUGACAGAGGGGUGUAAUCACAGCUGCAUCCCUCCUGCUCUUCUUCACAUCAUGACACCAAAUCUGGUGUCCUGGAGAAAGUACAUGAUGAAUUGAAUUUGGUUUACAUGGCAACAGGUGAUCAACUCCCUUUUCUCUUUGCCUCUUGUAGGCGCCUACUAAGAAUAACUCCAGCCCGUGGGAGACUCAUUUACCAAAAACACCCUUUCAGAUACCAAGGCCCCCUUAUUUUUCUCCUGUGAUCAUCAUAACAAUCUGUUGUUGAAACCUGCAGUGUUACUAAUCCCUCUGCAGUCUGCAGCUCUCCAGGGCCCCAGCACAUAAACAGUGUGCAGUGAGCUGAUUUCAGGGUUGGUAUAAAUGGGUCCUGCUGUUCAGUUGUGUCCAAUGACAUUUUUUUUCAUGUAUAGUUUUUUACGGCAUCUGUUGUUAUUAAAUUCUGUUACGCUGUUGGGCUUAUUUAAUUUGGUAGGUUUUGUACAACAGUGGCUUUCUUGCUGUAUUUGGAUUCUCCCCAGCAGAGAGAGAGAUGGCUGAGGGUGGCUCUUUAGUUGCUAUGAAAUUGCUACAGGAAGGACUUAAGCCUAAUUUAAAAAUUACCGUGUUUCAGUUGGGUUGAUUAUGACUUUUGUCUCUGAAAUACUGUGAGGUUUGGUGGUUUUUGGUAUGACUCUUAGUCUGUUUAUGCUUCAGUUCCAGUCUUUCAGGAAAUUACCUGUUACUAAUAAAUAUUCUUCUUCUCUUUUAAGAUUGUUGGGUUUCAGUAGAUCCAACUUAUUUGCCCUAAUCAGGAGACCAGAAAGCCAGAUUAGAAAAACCAAAAGAGUGAACUGUUGCUCUUUGAGCGUGGAAACCUGCUGUAAGAUCCUUGCUGGUUUUCAGUCAAGAAAACACAGUUGGCAUCCAAAAAUGGAAAAGCCAAGUAGAAAAUUGGUUUGUAAUCUAACCGAAUGUGCCAGCACAAGUUACUUGUCUUAUGGGCAGUUAAAAGUGCAGUGCACUGAGGUUUGGACCUGGGCUUUCAAAUGCAUAGUGGCCUAAACAUUACCUUUUGAUUUGAUUUAAGAUUAUUUUUGUGCUAGUUGGAAGUUAUGUAUAUAUUUGCAACUGAUGCACAUGGGAAAUUAGGAAACAAUUCUAGGAUAAAACUCCUCGGAGAAUCUAGUGCCUGAAAUGGUUGGUGGUGUCUAGAGGAAGCUCCUAUCAAUGAAACCUGUAAUGGACAUCUGCAAUUUUGUAAUUUCCAGAUAUAACUGAAAAGUUCAUUGUUGGGCUUUUCCUUUUUUAAUUUUCUCUUGUGUCUUAACCUUUUAAGAGUCUUGAGCAUGCUCUAGUCUCAAGGUUUUUUAUCCAUUUCACAGUAGAAAGAGUAGCUCAGUUUCAGUCACAAAAACCUGUUAGCCAGACGUGAAGAAAGCCCCAGUUAAUGACAUAUCAGUAAUGUGAAUGUUGAGAGUAAAUAGAGAGGAAUAAUUAGAAGAGGAAUUAUGUGAGUGGAUCCUUGGGACUAAAAACCUACACUUAGUGCAGGCAGGACUCUUGGACCCCGGGGUGAUUAUUUGCAUAUCAAGAGCUACAGAAUCGAGCCUCCAGGGAAGCCAAGAAUGAGCCACGUUCUGUAAAAUGAAUCCAAGCUGACAUGUUUAUAGAGAAAGCUGAAGGAACCUCUACUCUCUGUGGAGCUUGGGAACCUCCCAGGUGUUGUGCAGUGUCAGGGACCAGUGGGGAAUGCCAUCCUCCAAAUCAUUCAGCAAGUCACAUGAGAUAAGAAUCCACAGGGUUAAUGCAGAGAACUGGAAUCUCCUUGCUGCUGUUAAACUUUAAUUUCUGCAUUUAAAACAAAGCAGAGCUAUAUAAAAAAUAACCAAGCCAUUUCCACUGGGAUAGCAUGAUUUUAGAGCAGGUCAUUUGUAACUGAGAAUGUUUGGUACUUUGGUUGUUAAUUAAGGAUUUGUAGCUUGUAAUCAGUGAUCCCACGCUGACAGGUUUGUGCCAAGCCAUUCCCAAAUGUGUUUCUUGGUGAUUUUCUUUGUAAAGUCAGGAACCAAGUUCUCUCUCUUGCCUCCAAGGUGCUGUUAUUGUUAUUAUUGGUGCUCCUUCAGCAAAGGAGGAGAGUGUUUUAAAGAUGGUGUCCCUUCUUUGGCAGCUCAUCUUUGCUCUUCAUGGCGUAGUCUGGUGUUGGCAGGUUUGUACAGGCCCAGCUUGAUGAAAGCUGAGCUGAAUGAAAGCCCCAUCCAGGCCCUGGCACUGCUGCCAUAUUUCAGUCAGGUCCCUGGCUUGGUGGGAUUUCCUCUUGGGCAGCCACAAAAGGAUGACUGGUCAUUCUGUGGUGGCCUGUGGGGUUUGGGUUUGCUGUUUCUGGGGAGGGGCAGUGGAUUUUAGCAGUGCCAGCAUCAUCUUCCCAUGGCUUCUGUCUGGAGCCUGAGACAUUUUCUCUCCUGGAGGCAGCUGAGCAGGGAUCUGUGUGAGGCAGUGGGGGCUGGCUCAGCACAGCAGCCCCUCCUUCCCGUGGUGACAGAGGUGACAGUGAUGGCAAACACGGUUGGAGUUGCACCUGAGUCACCCUGGGGGCAGCUGUGGUGAUCACUGGGUGGAGGAGGCCAUCUGUGUGGAGAUGAAGGUCUCGAUGACGUUGUGGGUGGAUGGCAGCAGCUGGCUGUGGCUGUUGGUGGGGUCGGAGCUCUGGUACAGCACCAGGCUGCUGGAGGACACUGCCAAAGGCACGGGCACAAGGUCAGUACAGAUUCCCACUGCAGGCCCCUUACCCUGUGUGUACACCCUCACAUUUCCACCAUGGCUGCACUCCCCUGGCACAGGGGCUUAACUGCUUUUGUCUGUCUGUUUUGUGUGCUUUUACAUAGGUCCUGAAAACACUGAGGGCAGCAGAGAGUUCAGUUUUGAGGAUUCUAGCUGAUCUCCUAGUUCUCUUAGAACUGGGAAGAUCCAGCUGGAGUCUCUUCAUGAGGGACCCUUGGACUUUUCAGCCCUGAAAACUGCCCACAGGACUGGAUACUCAUCGACACUGAUUUUGCCAGUAUUUUUAAGGUUAUUUUCCUCUCUAGUUUCUGAAGGAGCCCAUUCCCACAGUCUGGCCUUACACAGAAAGUACUCUGGAUUUUUUCCUUGUACUAGCUUUUGGACCCCUUCAGGACACAGCCCUCUUAGGGAAUUGUGAGCCCCAGUUACCAUUUCCUAACUGGAUUUUGCAGAGUUGGGAAGAGAAACUGGGCAAUAUGUGGUUUGAGACAGUAGUGGCUGCUGCUCUUACCCGCAGGGCUCGAGGAGAGGCGUGGGCCUGGCUGAAGGUGCUGGAUGGUGGUGUCCUGGUUCUGUAGGUGGAUUGUUGGUGCCUGUGACACUGGUGUGAGAGAAGAGUUGAGCAGGUGCUGUUUCUAAGGACAAUUAAAUCCUCCUUGAUGAUGCAGUGAGGAGCUUUCUCUAGUGCCUCCAGUACUGCAGCUGGCACCAGUGAGGAGAUAAAAAAGAUGGUCCUGCUGGGAUGACACAGACACCACACACCCAAAACCUCUUUGACAAGCAAGAAGCUGCCUGCAAACUGGAGCAGUUCUAAGACAAAAAGCUGUAAGGAACCUUUAGUAAGAAUAAACACCAUGAGGUUAAACAGUGGGACAAACCACCUUGAUAUCAGUUUUAGAAGACAGACGUAGAAGAUUUCCAGGACCUCAUAAAAGACACAUUUUCUUCAGCAAGAGACCAGAAAGCAGCAAAGUUCGAGCCCAGUCCCUGGGCCUGAGAUGGGGAAACACCCCUCUGGAUACACUCUGCCCUGUUGGGGGAAAGCACAAGGACAGCCUUGCUGAGCUGGGCUUAGCUGGAGACACAGAAUUCUCAGGUGAGAGAAGCCUUCAUUUCCCUGAGGUGGGUUCUGAAUUGCUGCCUUGGACCAGCCCCUGCUCAAACAGAGGUUCAGAGCUGUGAAGUGCUCAGGACCAUCCUCUGGUCCUUUCCUCAGGAGCUGCAAGCCCUGCACAGCCUGGAGCCGGGCUGGGCCCAGAGGGAAGACAUGGUCUGCACCCAGAGCACCACGUGGCCUCCCUGCAGGGCGUUAACAAAGCUCAGAUGGACACAGAAGACUUUCUUUGCGUGGCUAAAAAGAUGUAACAGUUCGGAGUCCACGUAAAAACACGUAAUGAUUCCUUAUACACACAGAAGUCCUGAUGCUGCUGCUUCUGCUUGCCUUGGAGACCUUCAGCUGCAGAGGCUUUUUUUUGAAACCAGUGAACUUUGAAGUCUAUAAACCCAGAAGUGAACAUCUGUUUUUAUGCUGGGACCUCACUGAACGCUACCACUGGAUGCCACGUGGAGAACUGAAUAUGGAAACCUUUCAAAUACUAAGGAGGAGGUAAAUAUUCUCUGUCACCUUAUCCUGAAGGGUUUUUUCCCUUGGUCUGUUAGAAUUGUCCAUUUUAAACUGCAGGACCCUGGGGAAUAAGCAAAAGAACCAGCAAACUUACCCACUUUGAUCUUGCCAUUGACUGGGACCUGCCAGGCUGUGCCACUGAAUAGUUCAGCACUCCUUUAAGUAUUUCAGAUUCUUCAGUGCAGGAAAACCAGUGAGCUUUUCAGUGUUUCUUAAAUGUUACAGAUUUAAGGAAUGGAAGGGAUUCCUGCUGCAAAUUAGCCAGUAUCCCUAUUUUACACCCUGGCACUAAGGAUUGCAAUAUCCUAUUUCCCAGUGCUGUGAUGUGCAGUUGUGAGGUGAUGAGAACAGUAGAGGCCAAGGGUGGAAGCUGCAGAGCUUUUACCAGUUAGAUUCUAGUUCUAGUAGUAGAGCAAGAGCUCAGUUGCAGAGUCUGGCCAUAAUCCAACGUUCUCCUGUAACUGAAUUGUGCUCAAGGGUUGUGCCUUGAGAAUGAAUAUUUGAAAUAAGGGGUCUCGGGUUUGCUAACCCAUCUUCAUCUGUUACCAGUGCUUAGGAUAUGUUGAUUUCCUGAAUUGUAGCAAUUUCCCAGGCCAUGGCUUGAUCCUCAGGUCACUCUGAUUAAUGUGAUCUUGGUAAUGUGCAAGUGGAGACUUUUAAAAUUCAGAGACACCGAGUGAGACCUGCUUGUUUUCCUCAUGUUUGCAGUAUUUGGUUCUGUAUUUUUUCCCCUGCAGAAUGUUUUUCCUUAGGUGUAAUUAAUCUGGUGGUUGAGACCCCUCAAAUUCAGUGUUUCUUGACAAGACAUAAGCAGCUUUACAGCACUAAUCUGGUCAGUUUAAUAGCAAGCUCACAAACAAUGUUACAUUAACAAAUCAGUUUGGAUGCAGAUUGGAAAAAUAUAUCAGUAAUCACAAGAAGUCUGAUUUCUAUUUUAUUUUAAUGGCAAGUUUAAUAAAGAUUAUUUAAACAUGUUCAACACUUUGUUUUCUCCUACUACACUUGAAUAUAACUCCAAUGCAUUUUUAAAAAAUUAUUUUCUUCUCCUGAAGUAGCAGACAGUGUGAAAAUACAGUGACAGCUAUUUUACAAAACUAGCUUCCCAGCAUUCUCCAAUAUCCUUCUAGGCAAGGAUGUCAUGAGCUCCUCUAAUGAAAUUCUAUUUUAUUGGUAAAUAAUAGUCUGCCUUGAUUAAGUGUUCCAAAUUAAUCCCUUCUGCCUUACAUGUAAUAUUGAAUUACUAAUUAAAUAGAUUACUUACUAACACUGAAAACAACUGUAUGAAAGUAUAAUGGAUACACAAUAGGAACAUUACUCUUAUAUUUUACUCUUACUGGUCUGUAUUCUGGUUAUUGCACUUGGGCAAAGCCCCAGUAAGGGACAGGAGAGUGCUGUGAACAGCAUGGAAGGCACAACAGGCUCCCAGUGCCUGGCUUCUUGUAUCAACACCAUUUUUACCUCUGAUGUUUUAAUUUACUGAAUAAUAUCUACUAUUAAGUGUACAUGAUGAAAAAUACAGUAAUUUGCUGGGAUAAAGCCAGUGUAAUGUGGCUUCAAGGAGAAUACAGAGAAGGGAAAAAACCUAAAUGUAUUUAUGAUAGAAGUGCUUCCAGAGGGAGCCUGUGUAGUUCCCUGAAUAGGGUGGUAAAAUUGCCAUUGGCAAAAGAAACACAGAGAAACGGUUCUAUUAAUAAUUCUUUACCAUUUUAAUGUUCUUCCUGCUGAGACUGCUAAAUGCUUUACUGGCCUGAAUGACAUUAACAUAAUCCCCUCCUUGAAAUGUGAGAGCUAUUAUGAUAAUGUUCACCCUCAUUUCUGUUAUUGGGGGGAAGAAAGCUACACAAGUACCAAAACUGGUGAUUAUUUGUGCUUUGGGAGCUCAGUCCCAAAAGGCAAACAGGAGUGUGAAAAAUCUGAGAUAAUUGUCAUUUCUGUGUUGUUUUCGUGGGGUUGGAUUUCAGCGAUUUGUGCAAACCCCGAGUGUCCCAGCGGGGAAGGACUCGCUCAAAUACACGGUUUUAAUGUUUCAAGUAUAUACCCAUUUACGUUCCAAUUUAGUAGUUUUUGUUGUAAGCAUGCGAUUGUAACUGAAAAAUGUGAUUUUACACAGAAGGAAGCUGGUUUUUUUCAUUGGUGCCUCCUUCCAUACUUUUAAUAGUGCAACCAAAGCUUCCAGAGCCAAGAAGGUGCAAGGCUACCUUUGACUGAGACACUGGAGGAACUCCCCGGGUUUCUGCUUGCCACUGUUUGCAGGUUUCAGUUGCAUUUAGAAGGACAAAUAUUUUACUCUUUACAUUUGUUAAACUUUGGGAGUCUCACUGAAACUAAGGAAGGUGUAACAACCAUUAGGAACUGGGCUGGACGCAGAGCUUGGAGUCAUAGUGAGAUAACGGGUUUAAAUUACAGGCUCUCUCUACAUAUUCCUCCACCUGUAUGGGGAAGCAGGACUGUCCUCCUUCCCAGUCACCCAUCGGUUCCCCCCCACAUUUAUUCCCUGUUUUACCAUCAGGAUGAGGCUGGAGAGCAGGAGCAGCUCUGGAGUUGGGUUAUGAAGGAGUUUCCCACUAGGUGGUAGUGAAGAGAAUCCUGUCACAUGUAUGGUCACUGCAGUUUUAAUUGUGUUUAUCAAGGGUCCUACAAGCAAAUAGCCCAGCGUAGCUCCCAGCUGUACAGUCAGAACUGGAUCUCUUGAUUUUUAUUUUUUUUGCCUUCCCUUUCUGCUCAUUUCCAUGCUAUUUGUUCCUCCCAAAACCAAGCAGGGUUGACAACUCUACCUGUCAUGUCCUUUCCUGAAAGGUGAAGUGUCUACAUGAAGCUACUCUGGUUCUUUCCACCUCCAUUAGAGCAGAAUCAAGACAUGGUUAGCUAAAUGUCAUCCUCUGACAUUUAAACAACUUGGAGGUGAGGACUCUUUGUAGCCAGUACUUUCAUCUGAUUUUUCUCCACCACACUUGCCUCUGGGAGCUAACCUUCCAAAUAUAAAAAUUAAAAAAAAAAAGGUUUUGUUUGCUCCUAGUUUUGAAAUACCUUGACAGGUCUAAGCAGAGCAUCAGCCUACAUCAAAGGUUCCAGACAGAACAGGUAUUUUGGAAGGACUUUGUAAUGUCAGAGUAAACUGUCACUGAAAUUCAGAGUAAAGCUCUCUUGUAGGUCCAAAGAAAGACUGUACAAAAGAUAUGCUGAGGAAAUUAUCUGGGGAAUGCAAGCAGUGCUCCAAUUUGCAGUAAGAGCAGAUGCUGGGUCUGCAAGGAGGAAUAAAUUUCUCCUGUGAAUUCAUCCCACUGCUAUCCUGUAAUGAUAAAGCAAGCUUGAAAAGUCAUUUAGUAGUCUAGUCACAAAGCCUGAGAUGCUGAAAGAAAUUGUACUUUAAUUGCUCAUCAGCUAUAAAUCAUUUGUGCCAAAUUAAUGUGCUGGAAAUUUUGCAAGACUGAGAAACUGGAAGCUACUUCAAUAAGGACACAAAGCAGGGAUAUUGUUUCAUAGAUACCAAUAUCAGUUUAACAUCCAAUUCUCAGGGAAAAAAAAAAUUGAGGAAGGCUCUUUAGUGCCAAGACAAGGCUGAAGCCCUGAUUUAUCUUUCCCUGCAGUGAUUUAAAAGGACAGAGAGGUUCUUUUUUUCCUCUUACAUUUACUGUGUUAUAAUCAAUGAAAAGGGUAGCACAGACAUUCCAGACACUUGGGUUUCCACCACAGCAGGGAGGAUUCCAAAUUAUUUGGUCAUUAUCUAAGUGUUCCUGUAGAUUUUCCUGCUGUGCUGAGGGAGAACAAAAGCAGGGAAGUUCUCUGUUGUGCAAGUCCUACCCAGAGCCUGAGUAUCUUUUACCUUUUGUGUGUAUGUGGGAACUCCAGACUUUCCUCCAAAAUGGCCUGACUUGUCUGUGUACCCAGAGCUCCAGGUGCUGAGCAUGGCUCCUCCUCUCCUUGCACCACAUCCACCAAAGCUCUGUGUCCACUGAGCUGGGCACAGGGACUGUGUGUGGGGUAUAAGAGGAGGGGCAAAGAUCAAAUAGGGGAGGAAGUUUUGCAAGGUAGUCCAGCCUGAGCUGGAUGAGAGGGAACGUUAGCAUUCCUCACCCUCCCGUCCUUCCAGCACACCCACCUGCCAGGACUGACCCCAGCAGGGAGUCCAUGAGCUGGCCAGUCACAGUACUUGGAGUGUUUCCACCUCACAGCUGAUAAAUCCCAUUCUCAAACAGAUGUUGGUAAGUGGGUAAAGUGUUGAUUAUGUCAGGAAUGCUAAGGUCGUCCCUGUCCACAAGGCCAAAGGGCUGUGAAAAUCAGAGGGUUUGGAUGCUGAAGUGACACAACCCAAAUCACUUGUUUUCGAAGCACAAAAUACAGGGGGAGAAGCCUUCAGAGUCCAGCACCAUCUUAAUGAAAGCACUGUUUAACUAGGACAGAAGAAUCCCAGGCGUCACCUCCACCAAGACCAAGAGAACCUGUGUUGCACAUGCAGCAACCUCCUGCUGCUGCAUCCCAGAACUUCAGGUGGCUGCAACGUGUUGCAGUUUCCUCUGCAUUGAUGCAGGAGCUGAGCUAGCAAGGAUGAAGGGAUCCACCCAGGACUACACAGCAGCUGCUGAUAGAACAGAGUUACGUCAUGUCCAACUGUAUGUUCAAACUAGCUCUUGUCCCUCCCACGCUGGAAGGAACAAUGAAUGGGAAUGCACAGCUGGACUGGGACAACUGAUCCAAACUCCACAAAGCCCCACUUGCACAAACUGCUGCAAGCGAACUCCCAGGAGGUGGGAGCAGAACACGCCACUUCUGCAUUUGGCAGAAACAAGGAAGGACGGAGGGUUCGGCAGCAGAAACCAGGGAGGGGAGAAAGAUCAGUGUAAAUGUAGGAGUUCCCCUGCCUGGGACUUGUGCAGGGUUUGAUACAAGGCUGGUGAUAACACAGAGCAUGUAAUGUUUAUUUGGUCAAAGCACAUGGAACGUUAUUUUCCUUCCUUAAAAACCCACCUCGAGCAUCUCAUCCUACCGGUUUUAUUUGGUUUCCAAGAUCACAAAUUCAAAAACACGGCAAUCUCCAGAAAUACCUGUGAAUUUAAUAAAUUAAACCGCCGGCGUGUAUGAACUGCCUUA